UGAUGCUCUCACUCGGGUCCAGUCUGAUGCUCUCACUCGGGUCCUCUCACCUCUGCGUACAUGUGAUUACUUCUUAUUUAUUUAUUUGCUUAUUUUUUUUUUUGUCUUCAACUUUUUUUACCCCCAUUAUCCUGCUGUGCUCUUCCUAAAUUGGCCACAGAAUGUUAAUUACAAAGAUCGAAGCCAAGCAGGCCUGUGAUUGGCUCAGAGCGGCCGGCUUCCCCCAGUAUGCGCAGCUCUUCAAAGAGUGCCGCUUCCCUGUCGACUUAGACUGGGCCAAGAAUGACCACGCCUUCCUGGAUCAGGAUGCGAUGGAUUCCCUCUGCAGGAGGCUGAUUACCUUAAACAAAUGUGUGGAGAUGAAUCAGGAGAUGGGCCGGGGGAAGAGAUGGAAUGAGGACUCUGAGGAGGAAGAGCCAUGUGCCAUCAGCACCAAAUGGACCUUCAACCGCAAGGACGGCUCGUGGGUCCGUCAGGAUGACCUGACCUUCCUCCCCUGCUUGGGACCGCUGCGGGCUCGCGAGGCCUCUCUGGACGAUGAGGAAGAUGGCGAGACGCAGGAGGCCUGUUCCACUCGGAGCUCCAGCAGCCUCGACAGCGAGGGACCCGCCGGAUUCAAGAUGGCCGAAGAGGCGUGUCCCAGCCGUAGCUCCUCCUCCUCCUCCUGCGCUAAGCCCGCCUCCCCCUCCCCCCCCCCCUCCCCCCUCAGCUGCCUCUCUCAGAAGCCCCCGCGUAAGAAGGGCCCCAGCAUCCUGCGCAAGAUGGAGCGGCUACGUCACCGAGGCCCCGCCCCCGACCCCGCCCCCUCCGCCGGGUCAGUCAGGAAGCGGAGCCGCAGCCUGGGCCGGUCCAAGCUGCUGAUCAGCGGCCCGCUUCUCCAGGAGGGCCCGGUACAGGAGCGGCUCCGAGAGCUGAACUGUCUGGACAUUGCGGAGCUCCAGGGUAAAGCGCCGAGCCCCGGUGCCACCUCCUCCUGCUCCUCCUCCUCCUCCUCCUCCUCCUCCUCCUCCUCAGGGUCCAGCAGGGCUUCAGAGAGCGGGAGUGCCGCCAGCACCCCAAGCCCCGUGACACGCGUGCGGGGGAACGUCAAGCGGAACCGGCCCUGGAACCAGACCCAGGACCAAGCGCAGAACCAGAACCAGAACCACGGCCAGGAUCUUAAGGAGUCCGAGAGCAAGAGCAGCGAGCAGGACCUCAACAACCAGCGGAACCGGCAGCACCAGACACUCUUCCGCAUCCCCGUGGGCUACAAGCCGGGCACCUUCCCCGCCGCGCUGACCCAGGGUCUCGCUCCGCUCUGUCCCGUCCACCACACCGCCGUCAACUGGAGGACUGGCAGUUUCCACGGCUACCACCACCGCCGUUGCCGUGGCGGCGAGAGCUCCUCCUGCAGCCCCCUGGCAGCCGCCGACCACCGCGCCAGUAUCUACGACAACGUGCCGGACGCUCCGCACUGCGAGGCUGAGCCGCGAGCGUCCACUCUCGACGAGGACAUGUUCCGGGCGUCCACUCUCGACGAGGACAUGUUCCAGGCGCUGGACGGUGUGAUGGAGCGCAUCAACGGCCUGCAGCAGCUGGUGGCCACCUGGGCCGAGGAGCUGUCCGACCACGACGGCGGAGACUCGGACUUCAGCAACCGCUCCAGCUCGCCCUCCCUCAGCGACGUCCACCUGGAGGUCAACGGGCCAGACGAGGCAGAGGAGAGGGACGCCGAGGAGUCCAGCGCGCCGCCUGCACAUCAGCAGCAGCUCCAGUGGUGGAGCGCGGAGCAGGCCCUGGUGUCAUCGUUAAGUCCAGGCUCGGGGCUGGAUGUCCAGUCAGCGCCCCAGAUGAACCGACUGCAGCGGCUCUCUCUGCUCCAGCUCACUGGCCUCAUGGACCGCCUGUCCCCCACCUGCAAGCAGGGCUGGAUCUGGACGGGCCCGGGUCUGUGCAGACCCCUGAAGAAGCAUCAUCACCGGAACCGGAAGGUGUUUGGGGUCCCCCUGCUGCAGAGCGUCCAGGCGUCCGGUACUCCACUGCCCCCCUGCAUCCUCAGGGCCAUGCAGCACCUGAAGACCCAGUGCCUCAACCAGGUUGGACUCUUCCGGAAGCCUGGUGUGAGGUCACGCAUCCAGAGCCUCCGGGAGAUGGUGGAGGCCGACCCAGAAGGAAUCUCCUUCGAGAGCCAAUCAGCUUUUGACGUGGCAGACAUGGUGAAGCAAUACUUCCGAGACCUUCCAGAACCUGUGUUCACUGAGAAACUCAACGAGUCCUUUCUCCACAUCUACCAGUACUUCCCCAAGGACCAGCAGUUUGCGGCCGUCAGGGCGGCCAUCUUCCUCCUGCCGGACGAGAACCGAGAGGCGCUGCACUCUCUGCUCCUGUUCCUCAGGGAGGUGGCCGCCAGCCGGGACGAGAACCAGAUGAGCCCCACCAACAUCGCCGUGUGCCUGGCCCCCUCACUCUUCCACCUGUCCAUGCCCCGCACCGCCAGACACGGACGCACACGGAAACACAGCCUGGUGAAGCCUGACCAGAGAGACCUGAGUGAAAGCCUGGCAGCCACACAGGGACUGGCACAUAUGCUGAUGGAGGCCCCUCGCCUCUUCCAGCUGCCCGGGUCCAGCCUGCAGGUGGAAACCAGCUCUGAGCAAAACCAGGAGCAGAACCAGGAGCAAGACGAGGGGGAGGCGUGUGCCCGUCUGCGGAAGUCUGCCCACGGGCUCAUCUCAGAGACCAAGGAGAAGACCAAAGGCUGGACAAGCUGCCCCAGCGUCCACCAGCACGUCCACCUGGCCUACAAGAAGGUGGAGGAUGGGCAGGCUCUGCGUCUGUGGCGGGGCAGUGUGGAGGUGGACGCUCCCCAGCAGGUGGCGCUGCAGCGUGUGCAGAGGGAGCAUGAGGCCUGGUCUGGCGAGGAGCCUCUCCUGGACACGCGGGUGCUCCAGACCCUGGACACGGACGCAGAGGUGUACGCAUACACACUACAGGGAGCCGGCAGCAGACCCCCUCUACAGCACGUCUUACUCAGAACGUGGCAGUCGGAGCCCUCGGCGGGCCCUCUCUACGUGGCGUCCACGUCAGUGGAGCAUCCGGACGCUCCACAGCAGGGCCCCAGGGCUCAGGUGCACACCUGCCUCUACCUGGUCGAGCCCCUCGGGGUCAAGAGGUCGCGAGUGACGCACUUCUGCAGAACAGACACCAGGGGCAGAUCGUCCGAGUGGCACAAUAAGGUGUGUGGGCACCAGCUGGCAGCCUGCCUGCAGAGGCUCAGGGACUCCUUCAGGGCCAAGGCCAGAGAUGGACACCUCUGACCACAACACACACACACACACACACACACCAGAGAUGGACGCCUCUGACCAUGACUGACGCACACACACACACACACACACACACACCACACCUGCCAGAGAUGGACGCCUCUGACAACCACCCACACACACACACACCACAAAGGCCAGAGAUGGAUGCCUCUGACCCCGACCCGCAAAUAUACACACACACACACACACAGGCCAGAGAUGUACGCCUCUGACCCCCCCCCCCCACUCACACACACACACAUACCACACAGGCCAGAAAUGGACACCUCUGACCACGACCCGCAAAUAUACAGACACACACAUACUGAAGGACUGUCAAUAAUAUACUUCAAGGCCAAGGCAAGAGAUGAACGCCUUUGACCAUGACCCCCCCCUGCCCCGGACACACACACACACACAAAGAGACAUUGUUUGAGCAGAGAGCAGAGUUCCCAGGACCUGUUUGGAGUUUAUGCUGAUUCUGCACCUGCUUCAGGAGAACCCUGCCACAUUCCAUAACCAUCAGGGAACCCACACCAGGAACCGCUACAAAGAACCAUCUGGGGGAGAGAGAACCAUCUGAGAGAACCAUCUGGGGGAACUGUCAGGAGACUGUCACAGAAAGUCCUCUCCCAUUCUAAAGACUGCUUUGUGAUCUAGAACGUCCAGAACGUCCUCUCCCACUCUAAAGACUGCUUUGUGAUCUAGAACGUCCAGAACGUCCUCUCCCAUUCUAAAGACUGCUUUGUGAUCUACGAGAAACAUUUCAAAAGAAUUUAAAAAAGGAACUAUGAAGAGCCCUAUAUACAUAUCUAUACAUCUUCUUUAAAUGAAAAGUUUAUGUGUCACAUUACAUAUUUUUAUAGUAAUAUAUCUUAUCAGUAUCUUUCAGUUUUGAGUCAUAAUAGUCUGAAUUACAGAAUGUUUUGAAAUAGUUUUAUAUUCAUAACAGUGACAAAUGAGAGAGUAAAAUAAUUUUAUAUGACUGCAUGAGUCAAUGUUGGAAACAAAAUCACUACAAUAAAUUAUAAUACACAUUA
Alosa sapidissima (American shad) is the source of this 4327-nucleotide messenger RNA. RefSeq names its product rho GTPase-activating protein 7. Gene Ontology annotation, biological process: actin cytoskeleton organization; signal transduction; regulation of Rho protein signal transduction. NCBI's taxonomy places the organism in Eukaryota, Metazoa, Chordata, Actinopteri, Clupeiformes, Clupeidae. Gene Ontology annotation, molecular function: lipid binding; GTPase activator activity; protein binding. The record is from RefSeq and is a predicted model, not a curated record.